This is a messenger RNA of Prunus dulcis (almond), 933 nucleotides long. RefSeq lists its product as uncharacterized. The transcript is spliced from 5 exons. Lineage: Eukaryota; Viridiplantae; Streptophyta; Magnoliopsida; Rosales; Rosaceae. The record is from RefSeq and is a predicted model, not a curated record. Bases 472 to 933 code for a protein of 153 amino acids.
AGGAUUUCAGCAACACCCUGGCUUCAAUGGAGCAUUAUUUUAAGUUGGAGAUAGAGCAGCUGAAAAAACAAAAUGGUGGGGUGAAUGAAGCUGCGGAAGGACAUGAGGACCUCGGUAGUCCUCAUAUGAAUGAAGGAGGCAACAAUGACUUGUCGCCAUUACAUGCCUAUGUAAGUCCGCCGACAGAACCGGCAGUAAUGGAAACACAAGUCCCCGGUGAUGGAGCCGAACCUUCCGCAGCCAUGGUAGUUGAAGAGGCAAAAAUGGCCGCUUCAGUUCCUCACUCAGAAGUGCAUGAAGUAGCUGACCCGGCAGAAUCCGAUGAGCUGCCUACCCCGGAAGAUGUUGCUGGGUGUGACGAAAUCUGCCAAAGAGUCAUGAAGCUGUUAGAAGAUUGGAAAAUCACUAAGAGUAUGCCAUCGGGAGGUUUGAUGAAUCCUCCAAGUCUACCCACAGUUACUAUGGCUGGUGAUGAAGAAGGUAGUUCAAGUGUUGAAAAAAAAAGAAGUGGAAGGUAAAGGGUGCAGACAGAAGCGCCCGGCGCAGACAUUGUUGAGCCCAUUUACAGAUCCUUUGAGGAAGAAGAGGACGAUGACUGUGUCGGCUGCGACUGCAACCCCGCCAUGUUUUGAUCCAUCCAAAUCCUUGCCCAUUGAAGAUGUGAAGGCAGUACUACAGUUUUGCAGUGCCUGGAAAAGCGAUAUCAGUGCGGAGGUGCAGCUGGAAUCAUUUUCAGUGGGCGCUGAUUUUUUCUACAGACUUGUCGAUGAAACCGAAUGGAUGAGCUCAAGGCACCUGGACAUGGCAACCUUUCUUAUCCGCAAAAGGCAACUAUCUCAUCCGUUGGUUUUUGGAACGGACUGGACAACGGCAGAUUGUUGCUUGCAGCAAUUUCUAGAGCCGUUCAAACCGACUGGCAGGAAACCAAGCUGA